GUCAACUGUGCUUGCCGCAAUCGAGGUUGCCUUGAAAAAAAUAUUGACCAAUCACCUUCGUCUGCUUCCGAUAGAUAGUUGAUCAAGGGCCUGACAUGCCUGGAAGAAAGAGGGCAUGUUGCCUCGACAGUAUUGUUUGACACACACGGCCAAGGAUGGGAAUGCUCAAUCCGAGCAGAGCUCAUGGUUCGAACGAAGCGCUGUACUGUAUAAGAACCGGCUGAUGGCCCAAGCUUCUCGAUCCUCGGCGGCAGCCCCUACUCGGGCUCGCGUUCCGGUUCCGCGGGUUUUGGGUGAUCCCCUCACUGCACAUCCCACGGCCGCUUUUUCUAUCGAACAGUGCAACAUCAACCGUCGUGCAGGCGAAGCACCCACCCGACGAAUUGUCCUGGGCCCGGAGAUCUGUUUCUUAUCACUGCAUUCGCCUUGUGAAAGUCCCCUUAUCAGAGGCAAUCGUCUUAGACCCCCGCUUAACGCACGCCAGCAGCGUGUGUGUUGAGCAGCGGAUUGCUGGACUGUCCGCAAAUAUGGAGGAACUGCCCGAGCUGGCCGAUAAUAAUGAUCACUCGGCAAAGAGAGCCUGUGACCAAUGUCGGCAGCGGAAGAUUCGUUGUGAUAGAGAGUUGCCUGUAUAUUCAAACUGUAGAACUGCCAGUCGGAGUUGUAGCUCGACCGGCCUCGGCCAGAAGCCUCGCGAACCCAGGCAGAGAGUUCUCAUCACCCAUCAAUAUGAGAGAAAGAUCGAUAGUCUCGACUCCCGCCUGGGAGCCAUCGAGAAGAUGCUGCACAAAUUGACCGUCUCCCUCAACAACCGAGGCCCACCAACAGCAUCCUCGAGUAUCUCUCCUACACUCGAGUCAGCAGCAGCAGCCUCGUCAUCGGCCCCUCGUGAGAAUAGUGCAGAUGCCUUGUUUGGUGCUGACAAAGACAAUGAGAGCGAUGACUUCGAGGCUACCGCUUUGAUGAAGGAGCAUACCGCAUUUGCGACUCAGUUCAUCGAAAACACCACAUUUCCAUUCCUCGAUCCAGGGAUGCGGGCGGCAUUCUUGUCCCUGCAGGAGCUUGUCAAACUCCAAAACAUCGAGAAUGCCCGCCAUGAUGCGCGGUUCACCACUGCGAAACCUCUCCCAAAAGGCGGCUGGGCUGAACUGCCUAUGCCGUCUGCUGAUAUAGUUCUCAGUGUCCUGCGCGAGAUCAAACAACACCCUCCUAUGGGCUUUCCAGCAAUUGCCACAUUCACCGGCAUCGAGGACUUUCCCGACAACGUUCGCAGGGUCUAUUUUGCGACUGAAGAGUACAGUUUAAUGCAAUGGGGGAUCGUGAAUUUGGGCUUGUACUUCACCCUGCAAGAGAGAGGGGCUGCGUCAGAAGGGGAUCGUCAGGUUCAACUGUUCGAGGCUUCGUUUCUUUGCCGGGAUAACAUCGAAACCGCGCUUACAAAUCUCCCUCUUUUGUUACCGCAGCGCAGAGAGAGUGUCGAGCUUCUAAUAAUGGCUACGAUGUACGCCAUCGAGGAGUCGAAAUACUCGCUCGCCCGAGAUUUCAUCACUAUAGCGGCGAAUAUUUGCCAGACUCUGGGCUAUCACCGAGCCCGUAGUCCGAGCACCACGGAGUCUGAGCAUAAAGCGAUGUUAUUUUGGACAACAUACAUCUUCGAUAGCGCCCUGUCACUGCGAGCUGGACGGCCGACCGCAAUCCAGGACUGGGACAUAACAAUCCCUAGAGAGAUCGGUCCCAAGGUCAAGAACGUAGAUCCACUCUGGAAGAUUGGUCAAGCUCAGUGGAUCAGCUGGAGCGAAGUUAUGGGAAGGACGUACAGAGAGCUCUACAGCCCUGAGGCUCUGGCCCGAACCGCUGAGAAGCGUGCCGAAAACGCGCGCCAGCUGGCUCAAGCACUCCAGGAUGUGGUAGCACGGUCAGCUCCGCUGAUUGAGCAUGUCGUCGAGAAAAUGAAGAUGUCCGGGGGCUAUAAUGCCCAGGCACGCUUCUCAUUCGAUAUAGCAGUCGUCGGUGAUGCUCUGGUUCAAUGGUCGGUUUUGACUCUGAUCUACCGUGCAAUCCCAACUCCACCGGGGUCGCCAAGUACCUUCAACCCAGAGUGCAUCCAUGCAGCACGGGAAGCAUUUUCUAGUCACGAGGGUUGCAUGGCAUUGUGUGGUGAGAGCCUGUUCAUGAAGGCAGGGUAUAUUCAGUGGAAUAUUCUCUAUAUCCCUUUCAUCCCUCUCGUCGUGCUUUUCUGCCACACCAUCGAAACGGCAAACGAAGAAGACCUUGAUAUACUGGUGAGAUUCACCGAGGGCUUGCAACCUGUGGCGCCCAUUUCCUCAGGAGUUACCAAGCUGUAUCGGAUAUCGCAGGUGCUGGUAAACAUUGCCAGUCUGUGGCUCCAAACCAGAAAGCAGGGACAGCAAGAUCAUAACAUGAGUAUGGUUGGAGACAACGUCGAGAUGUACUUGAACCAGUUAGGUUUCAUGCCGCAGCAUUCCCAACAGGACCACACGUAUGGGAUCGGAGGACCGGCAGGAUUCGGCUAUGAUAUGGACCAAUCUGCUCAGCUGGCGAACUGGUUCUCGGGGAACACGCAUAUUUUUGGCCUGAUGGAGGAAGAUCUGUCGGGGUUCCAAGGUUUCUAGUCCGGCCAGACAGGGUAGCAUGAGAUCGUAAGGCUGUAACAACUUCUUCCAAGACUACCCAAACG
Molecule: messenger RNA, 2698 nt
Organism: Podospora pseudocomata
Lineage: Eukaryota; Fungi; Ascomycota; Sordariomycetes; Sordariales; Podosporaceae
Exons: 8
Coding region: 528-2633 (701 amino acids)
Biological process (GO): regulation of DNA-templated transcription; DNA-templated transcription
Molecular function (GO): DNA-binding transcription factor activity, RNA polymerase II-specific; DNA binding; zinc ion binding
Source: RefSeq, a predicted model, not a curated record